Molecule: messenger RNA, 2053 nt
Organism: Paramecium pentaurelia
Lineage: Eukaryota; Ciliophora; Oligohymenophorea; Peniculida; Parameciidae
Source: the annotation of a GenBank genome assembly
AUGUAAAAAGAGGAUGAUAUGGAGAUUGAGUUUAAAUUACUUGAUUUGAAUGAUGUCGAAGAGACUGAUUUUGAAAAAUUUGCUUUGAAUAGACCUCAAAUUGAAAAACAUUUUGAAGAAUUAAAUUUUAAACAUUUCGAUAUCACCUAAAAUGAAGAGACCAAAUAAUGGCAACUCACAAUCACACUAGAAUAGUGAGUUAAAAUAUAAUAUUAAUUCCUUAGGUUUUCUAAUAAAUUCUUAGCAUUAUGUACAACAACAAUCAAUUUUCUAAGAAAGCGUAUAGAUUGUAAAUCAUUCAUUGCUAAACCUGAUGGUCAACUCAUUUAAGUUAAAGAAAAAGUAAAUAUUUUAUUUUAUUAUUUUUAUAGUACCUAUAAAGAUUAUUAGCAAGAUACUUUUGUAGAAUUAAUAAUUCAUUGCGUUUUGGAUGUUUUUGUAUAGAAAAUGAGACUGGUUAGAUAUAAUUAAAAUUAAAUUCUGUUAUGAUUUAAGAACAUUGGACAGACUUAAUAUGUUUAUAUCCUAUUUAGACAGAUGGCUAAAAUUAAGGAUCAUUGUCAAGUCUAUUAAAAGUACUACAUUUCACAUCCCAUUAUGCAAUUGGAUAUCACAUAUAUAGAUUAAUGCAUUUAAUAAAUAAAUUAUCAUACAAAGUCUUUCCAUUUUUAGAAUAAAAAUUGUAAGAUCAGUAUCGUAAAAUUCCCCCUUAAUUUGACAUAUAUCUACAAAGAAUCAAUGAUAUAAUUUAGAAGUAAAAAAAUAAUUUUAAUUUAGUAAAUGCACCACACCAAUAACAGAAGAAGAUACUCGAUUAUUCUAAUAACAUUUUAAUUAUGCAAAAUAACCAAAUCCAUCAUUUAAGAUAAUGAAUUCAAUAUAAUUUUCUAAUCCUGAUCAAGUAGAUAAUGGUGAAGGAUAUGAAUUAAUAGGAGAGGGAGGAUUUUCAAUAGUUAAAAAAGGUUAAUUGGCUUUUACUCUUGUUUAAAAUUCUGGAACUAAUACAUAGAAGGUAGAAACAGAAGAACCUACAGGAGUAUUAAAAUAAAUAUAGCCUGUUAAUAAUUCAGAUUAAAAUGAAAUACAGACUUUUACAAAAAGGACUAUAGUAAUUAAAAAAGAUAAGGAUAGAGAGAAGGAUAAAGUAGUUUAAUAGAAUGAAAAGGGAGAAAAGAAAUUUUUACAAAGUAGAAUUGUUUAAGAAAAAAAAAUACUGUAUAAAAUUUAUCUAAAAUUUUUAGCGAAAUAUUGUCUUAACCUUUAUAUGAUAAAUAGAAAUUAAUUUUCAAUGGAUAUUGUCCAUAUAUUGCAUAAUUCUAUAAAGCAGAUACUGUUGAUAAGAACAAUAUGCCUUUAUUUAAUGAACAUUUAUUUAUGGAAUUCUAUUAGCAUACAUCAUUGGACAAUUUCAGAUCAAAAUUCUAGACAACUUAGAGUUUGAACACAAGACUAUAUAUACUAUUCUAAAUUGCACAUGCUCUUAGGUAUUUAUCUUAUUAUGGAGUUAUUCACAAUGAUUUAAAGCCUGGUAAUAUAUUGGUAUUCAUUUUAUAUUUAUUAAAGAUUGCCAAACAUUAUAAUGCAAAAUUGACAGAUUUUGGAGAAGCUAUGUACAAAAAGGGAGAUUAGGUUUUAAUAUAAGGAGGUGAUGGAAGAACACUUCCUUUUGCUGCUCCAGAAUCUUUACCUGAAGAAUAAAAUACUUCAUAAUCAAAUUAAUCUAAAAUUGAUCAUAAAUCAGAUAUUUUCUCAUUUGGCAUUUUGAUGUAUGAGUUUCUAUUUGAAUAAUACCCCAUAGUAAGAAUUAAUUCCUAAAUUUGAGGAUUUCAAAAAAAGUAAUCUCUCCAAUUUAUAAGAACGAUAUAAAUUUAAGACUUAUUAAAUUAGAUCUAACAUUGAUUUUAUAAAAACAUUUGGACCUAAGCAUCUAAUGAAAUGUCUUCGUAAUUUAGCUAUUAAAUGUCUUCAUCCUGAACCUUAAAAUAGACCAAAUAUAGAAUGGAUAAUCAUAUGUCUUAAAGAAGGAUUGAUGUAUCUAGAAAAGAUGUAUUGA